GAGGGUUGGAGUUAAAGUUUGCCGUAACCCUGGUUACUGUAAACCGUGGCUGGAUGUUAAAUCAUCUCGAGCUUUGCACAUACAAUCGUAGUUAAUUUAGUUAAUUAACUCAUUAGCUUGGUGCACGGAUUAACGCAGCACGCACUGCAUCUAUGACUUAAGACUUCCUCUCUAUUGCUAUAAGAUUGAUCGCGCUUGUGAACUGGAGGAAUAAUGGCUGAAGUCCAGGUACACCCGCACCGCGUUUUCGGUGUGCGCGCAGCAGUGAGAAAUAAUUUGCACUUUCUUGAUGAGCAAACGGUUGUUUUUCCGUGCGGGAACAACUGCGCGCGCUACAACCUUCACCAGAGGUGCUACAGGUUCAUUGCAGAAGCAGUGAUGCUUGAAGAUAUCAGCAAUUAUCAGAAAAAAGGUACGGAGAGGACCCAGGGCAUGCAGGCGCUUGCCAUCAGCCCCAACUGGCGCUAUCUGGCCGUGUCAGAGCGUGGCGAGAGAGGCACCAUCACUGUCUACGAUCUGCAGCACGAACAGAGCCGUAAGAGGAAGGUGUUGACGGGCGGCGACGUCAGCGUGCCGGAAUUUGUCUGUAUGGCAUUCUCUCCCGACUCUAAGUACCUGCUGGGACAGGGUGGAGGACCUGAGUGGACCCUCAUCUACUGGCUGUGGGAGAAGAAUAAGGUCAUUGCUACGGUGAAGAGCACAAAUUCUGGCCCUGUUUAUCAGGUCAGCUUUAACCCUCAGGACAAUACGCAGGUCUGUGUGAGCGGGAGUGGCAUGUUCAAACUUUUCCGGUACGUCGAUGGCGCACUGAAACAGACCAACUCUGCAAAGUUGGAGACACAGAAAAUCCUGUCUCACUCAUGGAUGUCUGAGGAGCGCAUCAUCGCUGGAACAGAGACAGGACGACUGCUGGUGUUUGAGUCGGGAGACCUGCGUUGGGAGAUGAGCGUGGCCAACAAGAUAGCUGAACAGGAGAAUAAGGGUGUGUAUUUCCGAAAGUGCGUAAGAUGUUUAGAAGGCAAAGUGGUAGGAAUGAAGACAGGGAGAAGCUCUGAACCACUGAAGGUCGAGGACGCUGAAACACAACCUUACUUAGAUCUCAGACAAAUGGAGGAUGAGACUCCAUCAGCUCCAGUCUUGAUGCCACGAGUGACCGCCAUCAAGGCUUAUUCUAAAGGCUUCGCAUGUUCAGCAGGUCCAGGAACUGUGUGCCUGUUUGAGAAAACCGAGGAGAAGGGCGGCUACAGACAAAUCAGGGAAAUAAGGAUACCUCCAGACCCAUGCAGCAACGAGCCAAGUCAGGCAGAGCAGCAGGAGAUCACCACGAUGUGUAUCAGCCCAUCAGAGGAGACUCUGGCCACCAGCACUGACCGAGGCCAAAUUUACCUGAUCGCACUCGCCUCGGCUGAGAUCAGCAAGGGCAUGCAAGCGCACUUUGAGUUUCUGUCCCACUCUUUUCACUCGGGGGUCAUCACCGGUCUGUCCGUCUGCAUCCGCAAACCGCUCAUCGCCACUUGCUCCGUGGACCACUCCAUACGCAUCUGGAAUUACGAGACUGGUGUUUUGGAGCUGUAUAAGGAGUUCCAGGAGGAGUCAUACAGCGUGGCCUUGCACCCGUCCGGCCUCUUCAUCCUGGCGGGCUUCUCCGACAAGCUCCGCCUCAUGAACCUGCUCAUCGAUGACAUUCGCACCUUCAAGGAGUUCACCGUGCGCAGUUGCCGAGAGUGUGUGUUCAGCCACGGGGGUCACAUGUUCGCCGCUGUCAACGGUAACGUGAUUCAUCUCUACUCCUCCACGACCUUCGACAACAUCCUGAAUCUGAAAGGUCACAGCGGCAAGGUGCGUUCGGUGGUGUGGAGCACUGAUGACAGUCGUCUGGUGUCGUGUGGGAUGGACGGAGCGGUGUACGAGUGGAACGCCCUGAGCGGCCAGCGUGAGUCCGAGAGCGUGUUGAAGUUGUGCAGUUACACCGGCGUGGCGCUCUCACCCGACACCCGGAGCAUCCUCGCUGUGGGCAACGACUGCACGCUGAAGGAGAUACAGGACUGCCAGGUCCUGAGGGAAGUGGCCUCCGAGGAUGUUAUCUACACAGCCGUUGUCAUGACUCGCUCAGGCCGAGCACUCUUCACCGGGACCUCCAGUGGCACCAUAAGGGCCAUCAAGUACCCUUUACUCAUGCAAAAAGACUGGAAAGAGUACCAGGCCCAUUCUGGUCCCAUCACCAAAAUGGCGAUCACGUUCGAUGAUCAGUACCUGCUGACCGCUUCAGAAGACAGCUGUCUCUUUAUCUGGAAAAUCAUUGAGCAGGAAGGACGCGGGCUGAAGAGGGACAAAGAAAUAAGCUACGCGGAGGAGAUCCUCAUCACCAAGCCUGAUCUAGAGGAAAAGAACCAAAUCAUGCUGGAACUUAAGACGCGGGUGGAAGAGCUGCAAACGGAGAACGAAUACCAGCUGCGUCUAAAGGACAUGAACUACAACGAGAAGAUCAAGGACCUCACAGAGAAGUUCAUCCAGCAGAUAGAGUCGCUUACAACCCAAAACCUGGAGCUUAAAUCCGAGAAAGAGAAGCAGGAGGUCACACACCAGGAGGCGCUAAAGGACAUCAUAGAGAAACACGCUAAAGAGCAGCACGAUCUGGAAUCCACCAACAACCAAAAGCUGAUGCUGGAGUACGAGAAGCACGAGGAGCUGCAGCUGAAGUUGCAGAGGAUGCAGGAGAGCUAUGAGGAGAAACUUCAUGAUCUGGAGGACGAACGUCUGCGUGCCCUGGAGGACAUGACGCAGUUCUACGAGGCCAAGCUGCAGGAGAAGGUGCUCGAGCUGGGCCAGUGUCAGGACGAAUCUCAGCAGCAGUUGCGAGAGUUUGAGGAAAUGAAGAAGCAGACAGAGGAAGACGGCGAUCUCGAGCUCCACGACAUCCGCGUCAGAUACGAACGCAAGCUCUGGGAGGAAAAGGAGACCAACUUGAAGCUCAACGGAGAGACGAGAGUCAUGAAGAAGAAGUUCACCAGCCUGCAGAGGGAGAUCGACAGCCGCGACCUGGAGAUUGAGAAGCUGAAGGUGGAGCAGCAGAAGCUGCAUGGCAUCAUCAAGGCUCUGGAGAAGGACAUCAUGGGACUGAAGAGGGAGAUCCAGGAGAGAGACGAGACCAUUCAGGACAAGGAAAACCGCAUCUACGAUCUUAAGAAGAAGAAUGAUGAGCUGGAGAAGUUCAAAUUUGUGCUGGAAUACAAGGUCAAAGAGCUGAAGAAGCAACUCGAGCCACGAGAGAAUGAAGUGAAGGAGAUGAAGGAGCAGGUCCAUGAGAUGGAGGCUGAGCUGGAGCAGUUCCGUAAGAAGUGCACUCAGCUGGAUCUUACCAUCUCUGAGCUGAAGCUGAAACUCAAAGCCACGACCAGGGAGAGGCAGAAAGAGAGGCAGAGGGUCCAAGAUGUACAAGCUGUACUGCACAGGUUUAAGACCGAUCUUCACAACUGUGUGGGCUUCAUCCAGGAGCCUAAGAAGCUCAAGGAGAGCAUUCGAGAGAUCUAUGACCGCUACAUCCAGCAGUCAGAUGUGGUGGAGAUAGUGGGAGUGGACGCUGAUGUCCAGCGAGAGUACAGCAGGCAGAGGGAGCACAUGGAGAGGAACAUGGACUCGCUCAAAAAGAGACUAGCAAAGGACAUCAAAGUGCACGAAGCGAAGAACAUCAAGCUCAUGAAGGAGAACGUCUUCCUUAUUAAAGAGGUUAACGAUUUGAGGACAGAGCUGAGGCUGAUGCGAGCGCAGAUCCAUGAGUACGAAACCCAGAGAGGCUUCAGUAAGAACAAGAGUGCCACGCGCAUCAAGUCGCCGUCCUCGGAUUCAUCACGGCUGAACUUUGAGGGCGAGGCCGAACGCAUCAUCCAGCUGCAGCGCCUCGAGAUCCAGCGGCUGAGGCAGGACGUACUGCAGGGUCAAGGUGAAGGUCAGGAUCAAAGCUUUGUCUUGCCGAGCCUGCCGAGCAGCAUCAAACUACCUGCCCUUACCACAUAAACACUCAUUAUACCGCGUACACACUCUUCACACCAUUUACACCCUCAUUCCACCACAUAAACCCUCUUCACACCACAUACCCACUCAUUACACCACGUAGACGCUCAUUACACCUCAUAAACACUCUUUAUACCAUGUACACACUCUUGACACCACAUACACACUCUUCACACCACAUAAACAAUCUUCACACCACAUACACACUCUUCACACCACAUACACAAUCUUCACACCACAUACACACUCUUCACACCACAUACACACUCAUUACACCUCAUAAACACUCUUCACACCACAUACACACUCAUUACACCUCAUAAACACUCUUCACACCACAUACACACUCUUCACACCACAUACACAAUCUUCACACCACAUACACACUCUUCACACCACAUACACAAUCAUUACACCUCAUAAACACUCUUUAUACCAUGUACACACUCUUCACACCACAUACACACUCUUCACACCAUGUACACACUCAUUCCACCACAUUUAAAUAAAAUGA
This is a messenger RNA of Ictalurus furcatus (blue catfish), 4525 nucleotides long. It is a transcript of the gene cfap57, whose product is annotated as cilia and flagella associated protein 57. NCBI's taxonomy places the organism in Eukaryota, Metazoa, Chordata, Actinopteri, Siluriformes, Ictaluridae. Bases 214 to 4014 code for a protein of 1266 amino acids. The record is from RefSeq and is a predicted model, not a curated record. Gene Ontology annotation, molecular function: protein binding. The transcript has 24 exons.